This is a messenger RNA of Carassius gibelio (silver crucian carp), 603 nucleotides long. RefSeq lists its product as uncharacterized. The annotation marks the transcript as partial. The transcript has a single exon. The record is from RefSeq and is a predicted model, not a curated record. Lineage: Eukaryota; Metazoa; Chordata; Actinopteri; Cypriniformes; Cyprinidae.
GCCCUACAGCAUCAGGCCCACACCCAGAGUCGUCUAGAUAAGCUACUUCUCGAGACCCAAGACCAGCACGAGAAAGAGAACGCUACAGAUCCAGAACUACAGAAAGAAGUGGAAAGACUUCAAAAUGCCCUGGAGAAUCUUCGUCUGGACACAGACCAAAGAGAACAUUUGGAGAGAGAAACCCGAGAGAGACUCGAGGCAAAGCUCCGACAAGGUGACGCUCUCCUUGAAAGGGCUGAAAUCGAACUGAAAGAAAGAGAUGCUAAAGUGAAGGCCUAUGAAAAUCACCUGGAAAUGGCCCGAGCUGAAAUCCACGACCUUACACAGCGUAAAGACUCUCUAAUAGAUGAACUUGACAUGGUUCACAGAGAACUGAAACAUUCUUAUAGCCUGCAACGUGAACAGAAAGAGGAAACACACUCCACAGAGUUUCCCCUGGCCAGUGAACCCCAGCGUGUCAGCCAAGAACUUCGAGCUGGAAAAGGGGGUGAAAGCCUGCUUUUCAAAAUGUCACCACAGGGGUUCGCCUCCACGAACCCCUGUCAGCAGUGGGGGAAGGAAAACCCUUCCAGAAAGUCCGGGUCACCAGCCACGGACACAUAA